AUGUCGGCCGAAACCUUCGAGUUCCAGGCUGAGAUCUCUCAGCUCCUCUCGCUGAUCAUCAACACCGUCUACUCCAACAAGGAGAUCUUCCUGCGAGAGCUCAUCUCCAACGCCUCCGAUGCCCUUGAUAAGAUCCGCUAUGAGUCGCUCUCCGACCCCUCCAAGCUCGACUCGGGCAAGGAUCUCCGCAUCGACAUCGUCCCCAACAAGGAGGGCAAGACCCUCACCAUCCGUGAUACCGGUAUCGGUAUGACCAAGGCUGAUCUCAUCAACAACCUGGGUACGAUCGCCCGCUCCGGUACCAAGCAGUUCAUGGAGGCCCUCUCCGCCGGUGCCGAUAUCUCCAUGAUCGGUCAGUUCGGUGUCGGUUUCUACUCCGCCUACCUGGUCGCCGACCGCGUCACCGUCAUCUCCAAGCACAACGAUGACGAGCAGUACAUCUGGGAGUCCGCCGCCGGUGGCACCUUCACCCUCACCCAGGACACCGAGGGUGAGCAGAUCGGUCGCGGCACCAAGAUCAUCCUCCACCUCAAGGAGGAGCAGACCGACUACCUCAACGAGAGCCGCAUCAAGGAGGUCGUCCGCAAGCACUCCGAGUUCAUCUCCUACCCCAUCUACCUCCACGUCCUGAAGGAGACUGAGACCGAGGUCCCCGACGAGGAGGCCAAGGAGGAGGAGUCCAAGGAGGAGGACGAGGAGAAGAAGGCCAAGAUCGAGGAGGUCGACGAGGACGAGGAGAAGAAGGAGAAGAAGACCAAGACCAUCAAGGAGAGCAAGAUCGAGGAGGAGGAGCUGAACAAGACCAAGCCCAUCUGGACUCGCAACCCCGCCGACAUCACCCAGGAGGAGUACGCCUCCUUCUACAAGUCGCUCUCCAACGACUGGGAGGACCACCUGGCCGUCAAGCAUUUCUCCGUCGAGGGUCAGCUCGAGUUCCGCGCCAUCCUCUACGUCCCCAAGCGUGCCCCCUUCGACCUCUUCGAGUCCAAGAAGACCAAGAACAACAUCAAGCUCUACGUCCGCCGCGUCUUCAUCACCGACGACGCCACCGACCUCAUCCCCGAGUGGCUCGGCUUCGUCAAGGGUGUCGUCGACUCCGAGGACCUGCCCCUCAACCUGUCCCGUGAGACCCUGCAGCAGAACAAGAUCAUGAAGGUCAUCCGCAAGAACAUCGUCAAGAAGACCCUCGAGCUCUUCACCGAGAUCGCCGAGGACCGCGAGCAGUUCGACAAGUUCUACAGCGCCUUCGGCAAGAACAUCAAGCUCGGUGUGCACGAGGACGCCCAGAACCGCCAGACCCUGGCCAAGCUGCUGCGCUACCACUCCACCAAGUCCGGCGACGAGAUGACCUCCCUCGCCGACUACGUCACCCGCAUGCCCGAGCACCAGAAGCAGAUGUACUACAUCACCGGCGAGUCCCUCAAGGCCGUCCAACGCUCCCCCUUCCUCGACAGCCUCAAGCAGAAGAACUUCGAGGUCCUCUUCCUCGUCGACCCCAUCGACGAGUACGCCUUCACCCAGCUCAAGGAGUUCGACGGCAAGAAGCUCGUCGACAUCACCAAGGACUUCGAGCUCGAGGAGAGCGAGGAGGAGAAGGCCGAGCGCGAGAAGGAGGAGAAGGAGUUCGAGGGCCUGGCCAAGAGCCUCAAGAACAUCCUCGGCGACAAGGUCGAGAAGGUCGUCGUCUCCCACAAGCUCGUCGGCGCUCCCUGCGCCAUCCGUACCGGUCAGUUCGGCUGGUCCGCCAACAUGGAGCGCAUCAUGAAGGCCCAGGCCCUGCGUGACACCUCCAUGAGCUCCUACAUGUCCUCCAAGAAGACCUUUGAGAUCUCCCCCAAGUCCCCCAUCGUCAAGGAGCUCCGCAAGAAGGUCGAGGCCGACGGCGAGGGUGACCGCACCGUCAAGUCCAUCACCCAGCUGCUGUUCGAGACCUCGCUGCUCGUCUCCGGCUUCACCAUCGACGAGCCCGCCAGCUUCGCCGAGCGCAUCCACAAGCUCGUGUCGCUGGGUCUCAACGUCGACGAGGAGGCCGAGACCAGCGAGGAGAAGGCCGCCGAGGAGGCUGCUCCCGCUGCCGCCGCCGGCGAGUCCUCCAUGGAGGAGGUUGACUAG
Messenger RNA from Aspergillus campestris IBT 28561, 2112 nucleotides. It is a transcript of the gene hsp90, whose product is annotated as chaperone Hsp90. Lineage: Eukaryota; Fungi; Ascomycota; Eurotiomycetes; Eurotiales; Aspergillaceae. Gene Ontology annotation, molecular function: ATP binding; ATP hydrolysis activity; ATP-dependent protein folding chaperone. The record is from RefSeq and is a predicted model, not a curated record. The transcript has 2 exons. Gene Ontology annotation, cellular component: plasma membrane; protein-containing complex; perinuclear region of cytoplasm. Gene Ontology annotation, biological process: protein folding; protein stabilization; cellular response to heat. Bases 1 to 2112 code for a protein of 703 amino acids.